AUUUUGCAAUUUUUUUGAAAAUAAAAAUAAAACAAUUUUUAUGCAAAGCUUUUAAAAUAUAUAAUGUCUUGUAAUACGUGUGCUAAGUCUUUCUCUAUUUUACGGCAAGAGAAAGGAUGUCCAGGUUGUGGCUUCAGCUAUUGUUCUAAAUGUUUAAGUUACAAGAUUUUUCUAAAGAAAAUAAAUUCAGAAGCAAAGGUUUGUGUUAAAUGCAAAAGAAAGGCGGAAGAAGGCGAGACAAGUACAGUAACCCCACCAGAUGCAUACUAUAAGAGAGUCGGUGCCUUAGAUUCAGAUUUUAACACUAAAGAUAAAAGCUUAGACCCUCAAGACCAACAAAUACUGGAAAGACUUCAAAAAUUAAAAGCAAAACCUCCAAUUCCAACCUCAACAGUAACUGUUGGUGAUAUUGAAAGUAGAUUACAAAAACUAAAAGGUGAUGUACCUGUAGUAUCUGAUAGCGAGUUACAAGAAAGACUCGCCAACAUUAAGGGACUUCCUGUGACUGCUCUUCAGAGCAAGCCUGUUGUUCUAACAACAGAUAAAAGGACAGAACAGGAACAAAUAGAUGAUCUUCUCAAGCGAUACUCAGAACAGGCAAAUAUAGACUCCAAGUAUACUGAAGAGUUUGAUGGGGUCAUAACUGACAUAGAGUUUAGGCUGCAGAAACUAAAAGGAGCCUCAACAUCUGGCACACAGCAGGAACCAACUCCAACAGCUAAAGAAGAUUCAGACUUGGAAGAUGACGAAGCUUAUGCUAAGAAAAUAAUUGAAAAGCUUAAAUCGGAAGCACUAGCUGAGAAGGAAGAUGAGGAUUUCACCGUCAAGGAGUUGCCAUUCUGUGAACUUUGCAAUGAGGAUGCUAAAAUGCGGUGUAGAGGCUGCAAAUAUCUGUUCUGCAAAGUCUGCUUCAUGGAGCACAGAGAUGAUGAUGAUGGUUGCAAUAGUUAUGAUUUGUAUACACCUUCGUAAAUGCUUAUACAUUAACAAAUACUACUACAAU
Aricia agestis (brown argus) is the source of this 1003-nucleotide messenger RNA. RefSeq names its product abscission/NoCut checkpoint regulator. Gene Ontology annotation, biological process: abscission; mitotic cytokinesis checkpoint signaling. The transcript has 6 exons. Lineage: Eukaryota; Metazoa; Arthropoda; Insecta; Lepidoptera; Lycaenidae. Gene Ontology annotation, molecular function: phosphatidylinositol-3-phosphate binding; metal ion binding. The coding region runs from base 64 to 972 and encodes 302 amino acids. The record is from RefSeq and is a predicted model, not a curated record. Gene Ontology annotation, cellular component: centrosome; cleavage furrow; midbody.